AUGGCAGCUUCGAAUGGAGGUGCUGCCACCAAAGUGGCCAUCGUCGGGGCAGGCCUGACUGGACUGCUCACUGCCCACGGGUUGAAGAAGGUGCCCACCUACUCCUUGAAUCCUUGUAAUGGCUUUGACGUCGUGGUUUUUGAGAGAGCGCUUCACAUCGCGGACCGGCCUCGCGACUGGACGAUCCUCAUCCAUUGGGCCAUGCCACUCUUUAAGAAGCUGCUUCCCGAGCACGUCGUCGAAAAGCUGCCCGAAGCGCUCUGCAACCCGGCCCUCACCUAUGACGAGGAAGCCGAGAGCCUUCCGGUCUACAACGGCGAGACGGGCGAACUACUGUUCAAGAACCGCCUGCCCGGUGCUCGGCGAGUGUCACGCCAGAGGCUUCGCGCCGUGCUGGCUAAGGACCUGGACGAUACGGGGAUCAUCCGGUGGGGUAAAAGGCUAACUGAGUUGUGUCACGACGGCGAGUCUGGCCCUGUGCAGCUGCGGUUCGAGGACGGGUCUACGUUUGAGGCCGACUAUGUGCUCGGGACCGACGGCUCGUCGUCAAAGGUGCGCGAACUGUUGUUCAACGGCGAUGAGGCGGCACGCGUGCAUUUGUCGGGGUACAUGUUCGCGACGGCUAUUGUGCGGUACGGCGAUGCAGCCAAGGUGGAGGAGGUUCUGAAAGCGCACCCAGUUGCAGCGAUCACCAUGGCGAUGGAUUCAGUGGGCGUGAUGUAUGCGGACACCCCGGAAGAGUUGGGCAAGUGGACGACGUUUUGGGUCAAGAUUUGGCGUAAAAGCGUAGCACCUCUGCCCGAGGGAGUGGGCGUUGGCGACAAGGCUCUUGAAUAUUUGAAAGCGACCACGAAAAACCUGGCCGAGCCUUUCCAGUUCUUUAUCGACUGGUCGCCGGAUGGCAGCGAAUGCUACAUUGACGAGAUGAAGUACUGGGUGUCGCAGCCCUUCGAUAAUCGCGGCGGCCGCGUCACGCUGGCUGGCGACGCUGCCCAUCCAAUGCUGAUUUACCGCGGACAGGGCUUCCAGCAUGCGAUUCUCGACGCAAGCCAGUACCUCGAUGCGCUCAUCAAGGUGCACGAGGGCGCAGUUACCAGGUUGCAGGCCAUCUCGGCCUACGACGCCGACAUGGUUGAGCGGGGCGCCAAGGCUGUGCAACAAUCACUGCAGGAGGCCGAGUUUUCAAUGGACCCUAAGACAGUGCACAAGAUGCUGAUGGCGAGACAAGGGCACGCGAGCGAGAUUUGGAAAUGCAACCGACGAGUUCAGCCCGCAGACUCGGGAAGGCAACCUGCACCAGAAGCCACAAAUACAACAGAUCGUGCAUCGAGGGCCGUCGAUUCUUUUGCUGCACUGUCAACAAUGCCCGACAACGACCCGCCUCGGUCGAGUCCCGACAAGGAAGGGAUCGACGGCGGUGCGCCGAGCGACGCAAGCGGCGACAGAAGCUCCGCAAGCGUCCCGAACCGCGACCCAAGCCCCGCUUCUCCCGAACCGCAACCCACAACAAGCCCCACCACACUCACCGGUGGCCCCGCCGCACGCCCGCAUGCCAUGUUCCACGAAGAGGAUCAUGAUCAGGAGGCAGCAGACGAGAGGUCAUCUGUCAUCGUCCCGGCCGGGGACGACCACGUCCCGGACGAAGACGAGUUUGCGCUGACCGAUGGUUACGAGACGGCAUCGACCGGGUCGACAAGCGUAACGUCGUCCAUAUACGCCCAUACUAUCGAGAAUGGUCGUCGCUAUCAGCACUUCAAGAAUGGCCGCUAUCCGAUUCCCAAUGACGACGAAGAGCUUAAUCGCGAGGACAUGAAGCAUGCCAUGAUGCUGGAGCUGUGCGACGGCAAGCUGUUUUACGCUCCCAUUGGCGCGAACCCCCAAAAGAUUUUAGACAUUGGCACAGGCACCGGCAUGUGGGCGAUCGAAAUCGGUGACCUGUUCCCAACCGCACGCGUCCGUGGUAUCGACCUGUCCCCCACACAGCCCGUCUGGGUCCCCCCAAAUGUCGAUUUCCUCGUCGACGACUGCGAGCAAGGCGACUGGCUGGACCAUGAUGUCGACUUUGUUCACUUUAGAAGCCUCAAGCCCGGCGGCUGGAUUGAGCUCCAAGAACUCUGCGCCGAGGUCCUCUGCGACGACAACACCAUGCCCGACAACGAUCCGGUCAAGUACAUGUACGAGCUCUCUCACCGUGCCUUCUCCAUGUUUGGCAUGGACGUGACGCUGCCAAAGAGCCUGGAACCUUUGCUGCGCGAUGCCGGGUUCAAGAACAUUCAGUGUGUCGUCAAGAAGGUGCCCAUUGGCCCCUGGGCACGCGACAAGACCUUGCGUCUCAUCGGCAUGUACCAGAGGAUGGCGGUUCAAGACCUGAUGCCUGCCCUCCCCGGCCGCCCUUUCCAGGCUCUCGGCCUAUCGCAGACCGAGAGCCAGGUCACACUCGCCCAUGCCAGGUCCGGGUUGGCCAAUUUGAGCGUGCAUCGGUAUUUCCAUUACUAUUUCUGGUUUGCGCAGAAGCCGGAAUGA
Messenger RNA from Parathielavia appendiculata, 2523 nucleotides. RefSeq names its product FAD/NAD(P)-binding domain-containing protein. The record is from RefSeq and is a predicted model, not a curated record. Gene Ontology annotation, molecular function: FAD binding. The transcript has 6 exons. Lineage: Eukaryota; Fungi; Ascomycota; Sordariomycetes; Sordariales; Chaetomiaceae. Bases 1 to 2523 code for a protein of 840 amino acids.